Molecule: messenger RNA, 3363 nt
Organism: Trichomonas vaginalis G3
Lineage: Eukaryota; Parabasalia; Trichomonadida; Trichomonadidae
Product: SLEI family protein family
Exons: 1
Coding region: 1-3363 (1120 amino acids)
Source: RefSeq, a predicted model, not a curated record
AUGCUUCCUCUCUUCAUCAAGAUGCUUCCUCUCUUCAUCAAGAUGCUUCCUCUCUUGCUCAAGAUGCAGCUUCCUCUCUUCAACAAAGUACUUCCUCUCUUGAUCAAGGUGCUUCCUCUCUUCAUCAUGCAGCUUCCUCUCGUCUUCAAGAUGCUUCCUCUCUUCAUCAUGCAGCUUCCUCUCUUCUUCAAAGUGCUUCCUCUCUUCUUCAAAGUGCUUCCUCUCUUCAUCAUGCAGCUUCCUCUCUUCAACAAAGUGCUUCCUCUCUUCUUCAAAGUGCUUCCUCUCUUCUUCAAAGUGCUUCCUCUCUUGCUCAAGAUGCAGCUUCCUCUCUUCAACAAAGUACUUCCUCUCUUGAUCAAGGUGCUUCCUCUCUUCAUCAUGCAGCUUCCUCUCGUCUUCAAGAUGCUUCCUCUCUUCUUCAAAGUACUUCCUCUCUUGAUCAAGGUGCUUCCUCUCUUGAUCAAGGUGCUUCCUCUCUUCUUCAAAGUACUUCCUCUCUUGAUCAAGGUGCUUCCUCUCUUCUUCAAAGUACUUCCUCUCUUGAUCAAGAUGCUUCCUCUCUUCAUCAAGAUGCUUCCUCUCUUCUUCAAAGUGCUUCCUCUCUUGAUCAAGGUGCUUCCUCUCUUCAUCAUGCAGCUUCCUCUCGUCUUCAAGAUGCUUCCUCUCUUCUUCAAAGUACUUCCUCUCUUGAUCAAGGUGCUUCCUCUCUUCAUCAUGCAGCUUCCUCUCGUCUUCAAGAUGCUUCCUCUCUUCAACAAAGUGCUUCCUCUCUUCUUCAAAGUACUUCCUCUCUUGAUCAAGGUGCUUCCUCUCUUCUUCAAGAUGCUUCCUCUCUUCAACAAAGUACUUCCUCUCUUCAACAAAGUGCUUCCUCUCUUCUGCAAGAUGCAGCUUCCUCUCUUCAACAAAGUACUUCCUCUCUUGAUCAAGGUGCUUCCUCUCUUCAUCAUGCAGCUUCCUCUCGUCUUCAAGAUGCUUCCUCUCUUCAACAAAGUGCUUCCUCUCUUCUUCAAAGUGCUUCCUCUCUUCAUCAAGAUGCUUCCUCUCUUCUUCAAAAUACUUCCUCUCUGGAUCAAGAUGCUUCCUCUCUUCUUCAAGAUGCUUCCUCUCUUCUUCAAAGUGCUUCCUCUCUUCAACAAAGUGCUUCCUCUCUUCAUCAAGAUGCUUCCUCUCUUCUUCAAAGUACUUCCUCUCUUCAUCAUGCAGCUUCCUCUCUUCAUCAUGCAGCUUCCUCACUACAUCAUGCAGCUUCCUCUCUUCAACAAAGUGCUUCCUCUCUUCAACAAAGUGCUUCCUCUCUUGAUCAAGGUGCUUCCUCACUACAUCAUGCAGCUUCCUCUCUUCAACAAAGUGCUUCCUCUCUUCUUCAAAGUGCUUCCUCUCUUGAUCAAGGUGCUUCCUCUCUUCAUCAUGCAGCUUCCUCUCGUCUUCAAGAUGCUUCCUCUCUUCAACAAAGUGCUUCCUCUCUUCUUCAAAGUACUUCCUCUCUUGAUCAAGAUGCUUCCUCUCUUCUUCAAGAUGCUUCCUCUCUUCUUCAAAGUGCUUCCUCUCUUGAUCAAGGUGCUUCCUCUCUUCAUCAUGCAGCUUCCUCUCGUCUUCAAGAUGCUUCCUCUCUUCUUCAAAGUACUUCCUCUCUUGAUCAAGGUGCUUCCUCUCUUCAUCAUGCAGCUUCCUCUCGUCUUCAAAGUGCUUCCUCUCUUCAACAAAGUGCUUCCUCUCUUCUGCAAGAUGCUUCCUCUCUUCUUCAAAGUGCUUCCUCUCUUCAUCAUGCAGCUUCCUCACUACAUCAUGCAGCUUCCUCUCUUCAACAAAGUGCUUCCUCUCUUCAACAAAGUGCUUCCUCUCUUCAUCAUGCAGCUUCCUCACUACAUCAUGCAGCUUCCUCUCUUCAACAAAGUGCUUCCUCUCUUCUUCAAAGUACUUCCUCUCUUCUUCAAAGUGCUUCCUCUCUUCAUCAUGCAGCUUCCUCUCGUCUUCAAGAUGCUUCCUCUCUUCAACAAAGUGCUUCCUCUCUUCUUCAAAGUGCUUCCUCUCUUGAUCAAGGUGCUUCCUCUCUUCUGCAAGAUGCUUCCUCUCUUCUUCAAAGUACUUCCUCUCUUGAUCAAGGUGCUUCCUCUCUUCAUCAUGCAGCUUCCUCUCGUCUUCAAGAUGCUUCCUCUCUUCUUCAAAGUACUUCCUCUCUUGAUCAAGGUGCUUCCUCUCUUCAUCAUGCAGCUUCCGCUCUUCUUCAAGAUGCUUCCUCUCUUCAUCAAGAUGCUUCCUCUCUUCAUCAAGAUGCUUCCUCUCUUGCUCAAGAUGCAGCUUCCUCUCUUCAACAAAGUACUUCCUCUCUUGAUCAAGGUGCUUCCUCUCUUCAUCAUGCAGCUUCCUCUCGUCUUCAAGAUGCUUCCUCUCUUCAACAAAGUGCUUCCUCUCUUCUUCAAAGUACUUCCUCUCUUGAUCAAGAUGCUUCCUCUCUUGCUCAAGAUGCAGCUUCCUCUCUUCAACAAAGUACUUCCUCUCUUGAUCAAGGUGCUUCCUCUCUUCAUCAUGCAGCUUCCUCUCGUCUUCAAGAUGCUUCCUCUCUUCAACAAAGUGCUUCCUCUCUUCUUCAAAGUACUUCCUCUCUUGAUCAAGGUGCUUCCUCUCUUCUUCAAGAUGCUUCCUCUCUUCAACAAAGUACUUCCUCUCUUCAACAAAGUGCUUCCUCUCUUCUGCAAGAUGCAGCUUCCUCUCUUCAACAAAGUACUUCCUCUCUUGAUCAAGGUGCUUCCUCUCUUCAUCAUGCAGCUUCCUCUCUCUUCAAGAUGCUUCCUCUCUUCAACAAAGUGCUUCCUCUCUUCUUCAAAGUGCUUCCUCUCUUCAUCAAGAUGCUUCCUCUCUUCUUCAAAAUACUUCCUCUCUGGAUCAAGAUGCUUCCUCUCUUCUUCAAGAUGCUUCCUCUCUUCUUCAAAGUGCUUCCUCUCUUCAACAAAGUGCUUCCUCUCUUCAUCAAGAUGCUUCCUCUCUUCUUCAAAGUACUUCCUCUCUUCAUCAUGCAGCUUCCUCACUACAUCAUGCAGCUUCCUCUCUUCAACAAAGUGCUUCCUCUCUUCAACAAGUGCUUCCUCUCUUCAUCAUGCAGCUUCCUCUCAUCAUGCAGCUUCCUCUUCUUCACAAAGUGCUUCCUCUCUUCUUCAAAGUGCUUCUCUCUAUCAAGUGCUUCCUCUCUUCAUCAUCAAGAUUCCUCUCUUCUUCAAAGUGCUUCCUCUCUUCUUCAAAGUACUUCCUCUCUUCAUCAAGAUGCUUCCUCACUCCAUUAUGCAGCUGCUUCUUUUCUUCAUCAAUUCCUCUUCACCCUGGAGCUCCUCAGCUUUAUAUCAUUUUAAUUGGAUUUUUUGA